Molecule: messenger RNA, 3156 nt
Organism: Nycticebus coucang (slow loris)
Lineage: Eukaryota; Metazoa; Chordata; Mammalia; Primates; Lorisidae
Gene: RBM44
Product: RNA binding motif protein 44
Exons: 14
Coding region: 1-3156 (1051 amino acids)
Molecular function (GO): RNA binding
Source: RefSeq, a predicted model, not a curated record
AUGCAGGCCACUGCAGUGGUGGAGACAGCUUGGGGAAAAGGCUACUACAAUAAUGGAGCGAAUCUCCAUAAAGAUAAACCUUCUAAAACUAAGAAAGAAAGUUUGUUAUCUUCCAAUGAUUGUAAUGAAGUCAAAUUGACUUUUCCUGAUGAUGACUGGGAUUCCUCAGCACUGGAUCAAAGAGCCGAUGACAAAGAAAUCAGCAAUAUUGACAAAACAGGUUUAUUGGAGUCAUCUUUUUCAGUGAGUCAAGAUACUAACAUAGAGAGUACUCACACUCAGUCAAGUGAGUUUGAAGACAGUACUGACUAUGCUUCCUUCAGUGAAACAUACUGUAUACAUUAUUCAGAGUCAAAACUAAACCAUGAAAGUCUUACUCUUUUAAGUUCAGAAUUAGAUCCUGAAAUGCAGAAAAGAAAGGAGGUGCUUUUUGAUAUUUUGGAACAUCAAGGUAACAAGACUGUUGACUUGGAAAGAAUCUACAAAAUUUCAGAGAGUGAGUAUAAAGAAACUGCUGAAGAUACACAAAAGCACGAUACAGAUGAAGACUCACAGCAGGAAUAUCACAGUGCAGAAGAACAAGAAUAUAUAAGUAACCAUUUAUAUUUUGACAGAACAAAAACAUUAAGUAUAUCUAAUCUGGAAGUUGUUGAAUUAAGAAAUUCAAGUUAUGAAGUUAAAUGUGCUAGUAAUCAAGAAGGUAAUCAUGUAAAGUUAGAAAGUGGUUCUGUCCUUUCUUUAGAUUCACUUGAUGUUUAUACGCAAGAAGAUUCACCUCAUGUCUCCAAAUUUCAGAAUUCUGUCAUGUUAAGAGAAUAUCAUGAACCAAAGCAUAAAAAGUGUGAGGAACAAGAGACUAGUUUAAUGUACCACACAGUAUUUGAUGAGAGUAUCAGAAGCAGUUCUUUUGGAAACCAGGAAUCUCAAUCUGAAAGUGGUUUCUUUAACCCUCAAAAAGCAUUAAAAACUAAAAUUUAUGCUGAAAAAAUGAAAUCUCAAAUACCUGAAAGUAAAGAUUUUUGUGGAAAUACAACUGUUGAGAACAAAAUAUCACAGCACCUCAAAGAUCCUAGCACAUUACCACAGGACAAAGCAUUAGAGACAUCACUGCAACCCUGUAAAGAUUGUCAAACUUCCUGGACCUGUAUUUUUAAUGAUCCAAAUAUUUCUGCUAGUGGAUAUUCACAUUAUAAAAGCCUACAAAAUUCCCCUGACCCAGCCUUUGAUUUUUCCAUUACACCACCAAGGAUUGCAGUCAGCAAUACUCAGGCAAUAGAAGAAUUUAGCUCCCCAAAAGUUGUCACUAACAGUGCCACAAAUAAAACGUGCUUUCACGAUGUGGAAGGAAUAAAUCCUAGGUCAGUGACAAAUGGAGCAAGUUAUACAGUCACGGUUAAUAAGACAGUGGAUGUUAGCACUGAUUUGGGGGCUUGUUUCACAACCAGCAGGGCAACAAGUGCAAGAUCUUCUGUAGUUUCUACGUCAAGCAACACAGAGAUCACAAUGAUGAAUAAAAAAUGGCCUGGCAAAUGGCAAAGUGAGGAACAAAGAAGCGUGGCUUGUAAUACAGAGUGGUCAUACGGUCAAGACUGUGUAGACACUCAGAUGACUAUAAAAGGAUCAGAAAAGUCACCCUCAGUUGACAGUUUAAAACCUAAUGGAAAUUUACUAAAUAAGGAUUCCCUGGAAUUAGGAAGAACAUCUGAUAUCACAGACUUAAAGAAACAUCCUGAGAGGGAAUAUCAACUUUUUAAAGAGAUGGAGAAUUUGCCGUCAAUGUGCUGUCAAAAAAUAAUGCAGAGAGCCAUGAAAGCAGAGCUACACCUUUUAAAUGUUCACUAUCAGAUGUGUCAUCACCAUUGUUGUGAUAUUUACAAAACUGUAAUGGAAAACAGGGAGAGAUUAAAUAGGAAUUUAUCGAGUAAUUCUGCUAAGAAGGAAUUAGGAUCAACACUGCUAUCUCUUUUGGAAGACUUGAAAGUUAGGUAUGUGAGUUUGAAAGAGAAAAUACACAAGGGCAUACCACUGGAAGAGCUGCCCCCAUUCUCAGUAGAAUCAAAAUUGUUAUCUGUCUUCUCUACUUUUACUUCCAUGCUCAUGAGAGAAGAAUCACAUGUCUCUUCAGGAGCAAAUUCUGAACUGGACAAUCAAGGUGCUCAAGAUGUUGAUAUUUCUUCAAACCUGAAAAAGACACUCUCUCAAAUGUCUUUGUUUUCUGACAAUAGUCAUGCUAAACAAGAUACAUCACCCAAGAAAGAAGGUAUGAAAAAUGGUGAUAUAAAUGUUGACUUUAGUCAGCUGAAACUUGAUGAUAAAGACUUAAGAAAUUACCAAGAAAUAAGUGAAGACUGGUUUGAUGCUAAAGAAAACCUGACAGAAGUUGACUUCUCAGGAAUACAAGAAAAUCAAAUAGAACAAGAUAGAUGGACUCCAAAGUUUAUACUAGAAAUGAAUGUUGAACCCUUACGAAGAGAUAAAGGUUAUUUGGUACAUGUUGGUGGUCUCUGCCCUUCAGUAUCUGAGGCUGAUUUAAGGUCUCAUUUCCAGAAAUUCCAAGUUUCUGAAAUUAGAAUUUAUGAUUCUUCUACUAACUACAGAUACGCAUCUCUUACUUUCAAAAAAAACAGUGAUGCAAAGAUGGCUGUGAAAGAAAUGAAUGGGCUUGAAAUAAAUGGAAAAUCAGUGAAUGUUCGGCUUGUUAAAACUCCUGGAGAAUUCACAUCCCCACUUGCCUCCAAAAGUGGGAGUAGAGUUAGUUUGAAUAAUUUGGAGAGAACCACCAACAAAGAAAUCAACUCAGCCUUCUCUAUUUCUAGAUUGUCCAGAACUAGAUCAAGGCAGCUGGGAUCUGAGCAAGACAGUGAAUUUUUUUCUUUUGACCAGAAGGGUGUCAAGAAGAAUUGUAAACAGAUCGAAUCUGCUAAAUUAUUACCUGAUACACCUAUUAGAUUCGUACCUCCAAAUACAAUGAACUUGCGUAGCUUUACCAAGAUCAUGAAGAGACUGGCUGAACUACAUCCAGAAGUCAGCAGAGACAAUAUUAUAGAAGCUCUUCAGGAAGUGAGAAUAAAUCAUAAAGGUUUUCUGAAUGGCUUAUCUAUUAAUACUAUUGUGGAAAUGACUUCAUCUGUUCUGAAAAACUCUUCUUCCAGUUAG